AUGCCCAUCUCGCUCCUCCUAUCGCCGUUUUCCCUACCCUCGCCGCCGCAGCCCCUCCUCCGCAAUGGAGCGCCAUGGCGGUGCCCGACGCUACUCCGUGCCGCCCUACGGCUAACGCCUCCGCAUCCGCCUCCGCUUCACCUGGGGCUCGCCGCGGCCCGUGGCGAUGGUGGGAGGCGGUUCGUCGGGACGCUGGGCUCGAAGAGAGCGCGAGCGGCUGGUGCGGUUAGGAUUUCUGCGAUGUCCGGAGACGGUGGUGGUGGUGCUGGUGGUACGGGGAUCGCGGCGGCAGCGGCCGCCACUGUGGUCUUUGCUGUGAUGAACCGGGUGCUCUACAAGCUGGCGCUUGUGCCAAUGAAGAAUUACCCCUUCUUCCUCGCCCAGUUCGCCACAUUUGGGUAUGUCCUAGUGUAUUUCUCAAUUCUCUUCAUAAGAUUUCGUGCUGGGAUUGUCACUAGAGAAAUGUUAGCACUUCCAAAGUCACAGUUCAUGCUAAUUGGUUUACUGGAAGCGCUAGGUGCUGCUUCAGGCAUGGCUGCUGCUGCUAUGUUGCCCGGGCCAUCUAUUCCAGUGUUGUCACAGUCUUUUCUGGUUUGGCAGCUUAUCUUAUCUGUCCUCAUCUUGGGAAGGAAAUAUAGAGCAAAUCAGAUCCUUGGCUGCUUGCUUGUUACAACUGGAGUAAUUCUAGCAGUGGCUGGUGGAGCCAGUGAUGGUCCGAUUCUCUCUGAAGUCAAAUUCUUUUGGCCAGCAGUAAUGAUGACUUCAGCUGCAUUUCAAGCUGCUGCUUCCAUUAUCAAGGAGUUUGCUUUCAUUGAUGGUGCAAAACGCCUUGAGGGAAAGCGGCCUGAUAUAUUUGUAGUCAACUCUUUUGGUUCAGGUUUCCAGGCUCUUUUCAUUUUCCUACUCCUUCCAUUUCUCUCUAACUUGAAAGGGAUUCCUUUUGCUCAACUCCCUGCAUACCUAAACCGUGGUGCUGCAUGCUUUCUGAAUGUUGGAGGGAAUCUGAAGGAUUGCCAUGGAGCUCCUCUGCUACCACUUCUCUACAUAACUCUGAACAUGGCCUUCAACAUUUCUGUCCUUAAUCUUGUGAAGAUGUCUACAGCAGUGGUUGCUUCACUAACAUCAACUUUAGCAGUACCUCUUUCCAUCUAUAUCCUGUCGCUGCCUCUGCCAUAUCUACCCGAAGGAACAAAUUUGAGCACAUGUUUUUUGAUUGGUGUUGCUACCUUAGUGCUCGGACUGCUUCUGUACAAUCUUCCUCAAAAAUCAGCCAAUCAAGUGAAGUUUGGGGGCAAUAAUUUGAGAAGAGGUGCUGGUCGAGGGAGUGGCCCUAGAGGAGGCUUUGGGAAUCGUGGAAGGGGAAGAGGUAGAGGUACAUGCCCAAAUGCUAAUGAAGGAGAUGACUUGGAUAUCUAUGAAGAACAGAAUAAUGAUCUCCUGUUGCUGGGAGCUUCAAAUACAGUGGAGGUUGAAAAUAACUCGAAAAAAGUUCAGGAGAGGAAAAGACAAACAAAUGAGGAGGUGAAUGAAGGGGUGGCAAAGUAA
Messenger RNA from Miscanthus lutarioriparius, 1545 nucleotides. The record is from the annotation of a GenBank genome assembly. NCBI's taxonomy places the organism in Eukaryota, Viridiplantae, Streptophyta, Magnoliopsida, Poales, Poaceae.